AUGGCCUCCAGCAACGUUCAGCGCACGAGGAUGGGCCUCACCAUCCCGCGGCUGUACCGCGUCUUCUUUCUCGGCAUCGAGCCCAUCUCUGCUCUCGUAGGAGCCUACUUUGCCCACGUUCGCCCAGACGACUACCUGCAGCUUACCCACGCCGCUUCGAAGCCAGAGGUCAUUCCUCAGGGAACCUCCAUCGUCCUCUCCCAGCUCGCGAACCUCUACCUCCUCUUCGCUCUCAACGAAGCCCUCGUCCUACGCUCGACAUCGGACCUGCGCGUGUGGAAGACGGUCCUCUUCGUGCUCCUGGUCGCCGACAUUGGCCACCUGUACACCGUCCGAAGCCUCGGCCCCGAAGUCUACUACAACUUUGCCAAGUGGAAUGCCAUCGACUGGGGAAACGUCCCGUUCGUCUACCUCGGUGCGUCCAUGCGCAUCGCGUUCCUCGCCGGUGUUGGGUUGACCCGCCGCCGAACGCUGGUGCAGAAGCAGCAGUAG
Colletotrichum spaethianum is the source of this 492-nucleotide messenger RNA. RefSeq lists its product as uncharacterized. Bases 1 to 492 code for a protein of 163 amino acids. NCBI's taxonomy places the organism in Eukaryota, Fungi, Ascomycota, Sordariomycetes, Glomerellales, Glomerellaceae. The record is from RefSeq and is a predicted model, not a curated record. The transcript has a single exon.